Pseudozyma flocculosa PF-1 is the source of this 972-nucleotide messenger RNA. RefSeq lists its product as uncharacterized. NCBI's taxonomy places the organism in Eukaryota, Fungi, Basidiomycota, Ustilaginomycetes, Ustilaginales, Ustilaginaceae. The transcript has 4 exons. The record is from RefSeq and is a predicted model, not a curated record. The coding region runs from base 1 to 972 and encodes 323 amino acids.
AUGGAAGCAUACACCGACCGGCCGUAUGACCGUGCAAUCUCAAUCCCAGUCCUCCCAACGCCCGCGUAUAAGAAGGCUCUUCUCUGCAGAACGACACGCGCGCCACGCCCUCGCACCAUGCUCCGUACCGCCCUUCGAUCCAGCAUCCCGCACCACCGCCUCUCCUCGCCCCCGAUCCAGACGCCCCUCCGCGCGCUAUCCACCCACGUCACCGCCGCCACCACCACCAUGCAGCCGCUCAAGUACUACGGCGCCGGCACGCCCAACGGCCACAAGGUCUCGAUCAUGCUCGAGGAGCUCAAGGUGCUCAACCCAGACUUCAAGUACGAGACGAUCCCCAUCGACAUUAUGAAAAACACCCAGAAGGAGGACUGGUUCCUCCGCAUCAACCCCAACGGCCGCAUCCCCGCACUCGUCGACCCCAACAACGACGACUUUGCCGUCUUCGAGAGCAUGGCCAUUCUCCUCUACCUCGAGAAGAAGUACGACGACAACCACGCCUUCUCCUGGCCCUCGAGCGACCCCAAGGGCGAAAACUACCGCAGCGAGGUACUGCAAUGGAUGAGCUGGCAGAUGGCUGGGUUGGGUCCGCUCCAAGGACAAGCUAACCAUUUCAGGAUGCAGGCCGUCGGAGAGAGCAAGAAUCUCGUUCCGUAUGCGUACAAGAGGUACCACGACGAGACGGUGCGACUUUACAGCGUCCUUGAAUCGCGCCUCGAAGGCAGGGACUGGCUGGUCGGCGAUGGAAAGGGCAAGUACACGCUGGCCGACAUGCUCACCUUCCCCUGGGCAUUCUGGUACCGCUUCGCCGGUCUGCGCAACGACGAGGUCGGACCCAACGUCAAGCGCUGGAUCCAGAACAACCUUGACCGCCCUGCCGUCCAGAAGGGCCUCCGCGUCCCCACCGAGUCGGAGCUCGUCAAGAACAUGCUCAGCGACCCCGAGUGGAUGCCCGAGCUUCCCAGCCUGUAG